This is a messenger RNA of Cicer arietinum (chickpea), 1308 nucleotides long. RefSeq lists its product as uncharacterized. Lineage: Eukaryota; Viridiplantae; Streptophyta; Magnoliopsida; Fabales; Fabaceae. The record is from RefSeq and is a predicted model, not a curated record.
AAAAACCAUAGGUUUCACUUCCAUCGUCUCUGAGUAUUCAUCUAGCCUUUCACCCAAAACUCCAAAACCAUCCUGACUUCGCAAUCACCCAAAACCACCGGGUUUCCACCUUCCGGCAGCGUUUUCCGGCAACCCGCCACCGUCUUUCCUUCUUUCUCAAUCGUUUAGUUCUGUCAAGCUCCACCACUGGUAGAAGAUCUAGUGGGUUAGGGAUUUAGAGCUCAAGUUCCCCAUAUAGGAUUUCACCUCUGUUGAAGAGAUCAAACUCAAGUUUGGGGUCUUCCAAUUUUUGUGUAAGGUAAAUUAUCCUCUACGUUAAUCUGCAUCAGACUCCUACUUCUACAUUUUUGUUGAUUUGUGACCUUUCCAACAAAAAUCUCAUACAAGAAGACUGAACGAUGUUGGGAUUUUCAUAUGGAGAAAUAUUUUUGUUGCUGGGAGCCACUGCUGCUCUGAUUGGUCCAAAGGAUUUGCCGAUUAUAUCCAGAACAGCAGGGAGGUUAGCUGGUCGUGCUAUUGGUUAUGUACAACUAGCUCGUGGACAGUUGGAAACUGUUAUGCAGCAAUCUCAAGCUCGUCAGGUUCAUAAGGAACUUCAGGACACAAUGGCACAGCUAGAUGCUAUUCGGCAUGAAAUUCGAAGUAUAUCAAUCAUAAAUCCUGGCCCCUUAACUCGGAGACUUGAUAAUAUUGACCAUACAUUUAUCUCAGAUGACAACAUGAAACCAAAAGAUGAUGGGGUGAAUAACUUGAUAUCCUCUCUAACCAAGGAUUCAACUCCACUUCCAUCCAAUUCACGCAAUAUGCAAAGUCAAGCAACUACUUAUGCCAGAUUGGCAGAAGCCCCCGCCAUAAAGAAUGGUUCAUUGGCAAAUAGCACUGAAGUUGGGAAGAUUGAAGAUGAUCUACAACUUAUCGUCUUGCCAGUUUCUGCUGAAAAUACUGGACUCUUACCAAAUCGUGGGACUGAUGUGAAAGGAUCUGACAUAGUUCAAGAAGCAAUAUUGGAGGCAGAGGUAGCUCAUAAUGCAAAGGAAUUCUUUUCACAACCCCAAAAUCAAGUAUGAUUGAUAUGGUAAUCCUAUAUAAUACCUUAACUUUUCUAGAUGUUAGCAUUUGUAGUUUCACAUUGAUACAUAAUUAAUGUAUAUUUUAUCUUGAAGGUUUUGGUUGAUGCAUUUUCUUUGCUUUAUGUAAUUACUUCUUGUUCUUUAUGACAGAAAAUCGCAAGGAAUGUUUCUACUUUAACUGUUUUAAGAUACUAGAUCUUUCAUUGAUGCAAAAAAAUAAAUUUUUUGGCUCUUAAAA